Messenger RNA from Phascolarctos cinereus (koala), 933 nucleotides. RefSeq names its product olfactory receptor 52H1-like. Gene Ontology annotation, molecular function: olfactory receptor activity; G protein-coupled receptor activity. Gene Ontology annotation, cellular component: plasma membrane. Lineage: Eukaryota; Metazoa; Chordata; Mammalia; Diprotodontia; Phascolarctidae. The record is from RefSeq and is a predicted model, not a curated record. Gene Ontology annotation, biological process: G protein-coupled receptor signaling pathway.
AUGGCCCCAUUCAACAGGAGCAGCUUCAAUCCAGCCCUCUUCACCCUGACGGGCAUUCCAGGGCUGGAAGAGUACCACAUCUGGAUGAGUAUCCCUUUCUGUACCAUCUACUUUGUGGCCAUUGCAGGUAACUCCAUCCUGCUGUACCUCAUCACCAUACAGCAUAGCCUGCAUGCACCCAUGUUCUAUUUCCUUGCUAUGUUAGCAGUCGCUGACCUUGUCUUAUCUACCACGUGUGUUCCCAAAACCCUCAGCAUAUUCUGGCUUGGCCCUCAGGAAAUUGCCUUCCCCAGCUGCCUCACUCAGUUGUUUUUCCUCCACUAUAGCUUUGUCCUGGACUCCGCCAUCUUGUUAUCAAUGGCAUUUGACCGUUAUGUGGCCAUCUGUUCCCCCCUGAGAUAUACAGCCAUCCUGACCCCCCGAGUCAUUGUCAAGAUUAUGGUGGGAAUCUCCUUCAGGAGCUUCUGUGUUUUUGUCCCAUGUGUUUUUCUGGUAAAAAGACUGCCUUUCUGCCGUACACACGUUAUCCACCACACAUACUGUGAGCACAUUGGUGUGGCCCGGCUUUCUUGUGCUGACAUCUCCAUUGAUAUCUGGUAUGGUUUUGCUGUGCCAAUUAUGACUGUGAUUUCAGAUGUGGUCCUUAUUGCCAUCUCCUACACACUCAUUCUGAAAGCUGUCUUUUCCCUCCCAUCUCGUGAUGCUCAUCAGAAGGCUCUAGGCACCUGUGGCUCCCACGUCUGUGUCAUCCUCAUGUUCUACAUACCAGCCUUCUUCUCUAUCCUUGCCCACCGCUUUGGGCACAAUGUACCUCUCACAUUCCACAUUAUGUUUGCCAACCUCUAUGUGGUCAUCCCACUUGCCCUCAACCCAAUUGUCUAUGGAGUGAAAACAAAACAGAUAAGAGAAAGGCUUUCCUCUUGUUCUCUCUGA